Messenger RNA from Lepus europaeus (European hare), 790 nucleotides. RefSeq names its product chromosome 5 C1orf122 homolog (gene C5H1orf122). The transcript has 3 exons. The coding region runs from base 83 to 415 and encodes 110 amino acids. Lineage: Eukaryota; Metazoa; Chordata; Mammalia; Lagomorpha; Leporidae. The record is from RefSeq and is a predicted model, not a curated record.
CGCAGCUUCGCUGAGCCCCAGCGCAGCGCUGGGGCGGGGGGGCGGCCGAAAGGGGGGCGGUGGUCGGGCCGCGCGGGCGGAGAUGGAAUGGGGCCCGGGCUCAGACUGGUCACGGGGGGAGGCUGCCGGCGUGGACCGUGGGAAGGCGGGGCUGGGGCUCGGCGGGAGGCCACCCCCGCAGCCGCCCCGGGAUGAGCGCGCCCAGCAGCUGCUGGACGCUGUGGAGCAGCGGCAGCGGCAGCUCCUGGACACCAUCGCCGCCUGCGAGGAGAUGCUGCGGCAGCUGGGCCGCCGGCGCCCGGAGCCAGCUGGUGGCGGGAACGUCUCAGCCAAACCCGGAGCGCCCUCCCAGCCAGCCGUGUCCGCCAGAGGUGGCUUUGCAAAGGACGCUGGUGACGGAGCUGCAGAGCCCUGACGGUCCCCAAGCCGGGCGCCCUGACUUCUCUCCCUCCCCAGGGCUGGUGGCUGGACUCUGAGCAACUCGCUCCAGUAGAGGGGCUAGCCUUCACUGGCAGUGGCUGGCGCUUGGCCCUCCGCGUGGGGUGGCGGCUCUGCUGCAGCCGGGCGCACUCCCACUUCGUCCUGGUUGAAGGCAGUGCUCUGCUUUGAGCGGCCAAGGACUACCCAGUCUGACACCCGGAUUUGGGCAGACCAGCAGUGCUCGCCAGAGUGGCCCGGCCUGCUUCGGGGGAUCCGGUGGUGUUACGUGUCCAUUUCAUGCUUUGGGGACUCCUAGCCCCGUGAAACACCUUCAGCAGAGCCUUUAUUAAAAGGAAACCUGCAGACUCUC